AUGAGUGAACUUGUCGGUGCGGCCAUUGGGUCGGUGGCGACGGCCGCCUCGAGCGUUGGCUGGUUCGUGCCGAUGCUGGUCGCGGCGAUCGCGUACUUCCAGUACGAGGAGUUCAUGGAUCCGGAGGCGCGCGUCAUCGACGUGCCGACCGAGGUGAUGCUGGAUAAGUACGACUUCAUCAUAAUAGGUGCCGGGUCGGCCGGGGCCGUUCUGGCUAAUCGUCUAACGGAGGUGGAAAAUUGGAACGUGUUGCUGCUGGAGGCGGGAGGUGACGAGACGGAGAUAUCGGAGGUACCGUUGAUGGCCGGUUACCUGCAACUGAGCAAACUCGACUGGAAGUACAAAUCGGAACCUUCGGGAACGUUCUGUUUAGGCAUGAACGGAGGUCGAUGCAAUUGGCCCCGGGGGAAAGUACUCGGUGGGUCGAGCGUACUCAACUACAUGCUGUACCUGCGCGGCAACAAGAAGGACUACGACAACUGGGAGUCGAUGGGCAACGCCGGUUGGGGCUACAAGGAUGCGCUGUACUACUUCAAGAAAUCGGAGGACAACACCAACCCGUACCUGGCGAACACUCCGUACCACGCAACGGGUGGCUAUCUGACGAUUGGAGAAGCACCAUACCAUACGCCACUAGCGGCGGCCUUCGUGGAGGCGGGUGUCGAGAUGGGGUACGAAAAUCGGGACCUGAAUGGCGCUAAGCAGACCGGAUUCAUGAUCGCACAGGGUACGAUCCGUCGUGGGGGACGUUGCAGCACGGGCAAGGCGUUCCUCAGGCCGGCCCGCCUGCGCACCAACCUACACGUGGCCAUGUUUGCGCACGUAACGCGCGUCAUGAUCGAUCCGAUCAGCAAGAUCGCCUUCGGCGUCGAGUUUCUGCGGGACCGUAAGAUCCACCAUGUGCGAGCCUCGAAGGAGGUAAUCGUGUCCGGAGGCUCGGUAAACUCACCGCAGAUAUUGAUGCUUUCGGGCAUCGGUCCGAAAAGCGAACUGGCAAAGCACCGGAUACCGCUGAUCAAGGAUCUUCCGGUUGGCGAGAACCUGCAGGAUCACAUCGGGCUCGGCGGGUUGACGUUUAUGGUGAACCAACCGGUGUCGAUCGUGGAGAACCGGUACCACUCGAUGUCGACCGUGCUGCAGUACGCCGUGCUCGGCCAGGGUCCGCUGACCAUUCUCGGUGGCGUCGAGGGGCUGGCGUUCGUCAACACCAAGUACGUGAACGCCUCGGACGACUAUCCGGACAUCGAGUUUCACUUCGUGUCCGGCUCGACGAACUCGGACGGCGGCAACCAGCUGCGCAAGGCGCACGGGCUAACCGAGGCGUUCUAUAACGCCGUCUUCAAGCCAAUCAACAACAUGGACGCGUGGAGUAUCAUCCCGAUGCUGCUGCGACCGCGCAGUGUCGGCACGAUCAAGCUGCGCAGUGCCAACCCGCUCGACUACCCGUACAUUUAUCCGAACUAUCUGCACGACGAGCACGAUAUGCGGACGCUCGUCGAGGGUGUCAAGAUCGCGUACGCACUGUCGCGCACCCAGACAAUGCAGAAGUACGCCUCCACGCUGAGCGCCUACAAGUUCCCGGGCUGCGGACACAUCCAGAUGUUUACCGAUCUGUACUGGGAGUGCAUGAUACGGCACUAUACCUGCACGAUCUACCACCCGGUCGGUACGUGCAAGAUGGGUCCGUACUGGGACAAGCAGGCCGUCGUCGACCCGCAGCUGCGGGUGUACGGGAUCCGGGGGUUGCGCGUGAUCGACGCCAGCAUUAUGCCAAAAUUAGUCAGUGCCAACACGAACGCACCGGUGAUCAUGAUCGCCGAGAAGGGCGCCGAUAUGAUCAAGGAUUUCUGGAUAAAGCGCGGCGUGGCAUAG
Molecule: messenger RNA, 1872 nt
Organism: Anopheles coustani
Lineage: Eukaryota; Metazoa; Arthropoda; Insecta; Diptera; Culicidae
Product: glucose dehydrogenase [FAD, quinone]
Exons: 3
Coding region: 1-1872 (623 amino acids)
Molecular function (GO): flavin adenine dinucleotide binding; oxidoreductase activity, acting on CH-OH group of donors
Source: RefSeq, a predicted model, not a curated record